AAUGGGUAACAAGCAGACCGUCUUCACUCCGGAACAGCUGGACGCCUAUCAGGACGCCACGUUCUUCACGCGGAAAGAAAUCCUGAGGCUGUUUGACAAGUACCGGGACUUGGCGCCCCAGCUGGUGCCCCAGGACUACACCAGGAAGCCCAGCGUGAAGCUCCCCUACGAACUGAUUGCCAGCAUGCCGGAGCUCAAGGACAAUCCCUUCCGCCAGCGCAUCGCCGAGGUCUUCUCCGAGGACGGGGAGGGCAACAUGACCUUGGACGACUUCUUGGACAUGUUCUCGGUCAUGAGCGAAAUGGCCCCGCGUGACCUCAAGGCCUACUACGCCUUCCGAAUCUACGACUUCAACGAUGACAGCUACAUCUGCACGUCCGACCUGGAGAAGACGGUCAACAAGCUGACCCGCAGAGAGCUGACCCCGGAGGAGGUCAGCCUGGUGUGCCACAAAGUGAUGGACGAGGCCGACCUGGACAACGACGGGAAACUCUCGCUGGAAGACUUCCAGCACAUGAUCGUCAGGGCGCCCGACUUCCUCAGCACCUUUCACAUCCGGAUCUGAUCGAGGAAGCUGCCCGGACUCUCCAAGCCACGAGCGUGCGCGUCUCCAGGAUCCCAACACCUCCCCCCCCCGUCCCCCCCACCGCGGGCGCUGAGCUGAAGAAGCAGGGGACCCCCCCCCGCCGCCCCCCUCGGCGCUCGGCUGGCUCCGCUUCAAGCAGUCCGAACCCUCUUGAUGAUUGGCAGGCCGAACCCUCUUGAUGAUUGGCAGGCCGAACUCUCUUUAUGAUUGGCAGUCCGAACCCUCUUGAUUGGCAGUCCGAACCCUCUUGAUGAUUGGCAGAAAGACGCAAGAACUCCUGCUUCCCUCUUCCAUUCCACAAUGAUGGAAUGGGAAUGGGUCGUGUUUUUUUUAAACUCAACCGCAGGAAGACCUUUCAUUUUAUUACGGCCCGGACCAGACCCGGAAGAAGAGGGCGUUCCUCUGGCGGGGAGGGGGGUUCCUUACGGGGUGGAGAGAUACACUGGCUGACCACCGGUGGACCGGGAUGGCGUAAGGUCUUUUGCCUUGACCAGGGGGGUUGGACUAGAAGGCCUCUGAGGUUCCUUCCAGCCCCAGGAUCCCACAUUCUGUGCUCAGCCCGUUACAAAGUCUUCACGCUGCAACGGGCUUUCAGCGCCAGUGCCUCAAGAAAAGGA
Molecule: messenger RNA, 1203 nt
Organism: Crotalus tigris (Tiger rattlesnake)
Lineage: Eukaryota; Metazoa; Chordata; Lepidosauria; Squamata; Viperidae
Gene: CIB3
Product: calcium and integrin binding family member 3
Exons: 6
Coding region: 2-565 (187 amino acids)
Molecular function (GO): calcium ion binding
Source: RefSeq, a predicted model, not a curated record